AUGGCUGCUCCAUCCGGGAGCCCGCGGGGCGGCAAUGCGAGCCUCGGCUGCCCUUCCCUCAUGGACGGGAAGCCGCUGGUCUUCAUGGACGAGGCUUGCGUCUGGUCUGCCGACAGCUGGAAGUACAAGUUACUGCAAGAGGGCUCGUACACCAAUCACGAGGGGGCUGGCAUGGUCUCGGUGGUCGCGCUGAUGGCGACGUACCCUAUCAUAGUGGCGCUCCAGCAGCUCAUCGUGAUGGCCUGCAAGAAGAAACUCGCGCUGGCCCCCCUGCGGCACGCCAUCGAGUUCUGCGGAUCGUGCCUGCCGCUGAUUGGCACUUUCUGCGCCCCACACAUGGUCUGGCGCUCGGCGGCCCUAUUCGUCUGUUUCGGCACAUGCUUGGCCACGCUCGUCGAGGACCCGCUUGUGUGGCCACGGCUGCUGUCCCAGGCCCUCGCGUCCCGGGCGGCCCGGAAAGCCGAGGACAAGCCUGUCAGCUUCAGCAGCUUGGACGAGAGAGGGAACCGCUUGCGCUUCGUCGCCGAGUACCGGGCGGUCGUGAUGAUGACGACCUGCAUCGUCAUCCUUGCAGUCGACUUCCCGUCGAUCUUCCCUCGCGCGCACGCGAAGACGGAAGAGUUCGGCUAUUCGCUGAUGGAUUUGGGCACAGGAUCAAUCAUAGUCUCGAGCGCGAUCUGUUCCAAGGCGGCCCGGGGCGAGCGGCAAGGACGUGGGCUCGGUAAGGUUAUGGCGCGAGCCCUGGCGUUGUGGCCCGUGCUGCUGAUCGGCUUCGUGCGCUUUGCUCUGGUGCGGGGGACCGACUACCACGUGCCCACGUCCGAGUACGGAGUGCAUUGGAAUUUCUUCUUCACCAUUGCGGUCGUGAACCUUGUGUCCACCGCUGCUGACUUGGGCCCAGCGGCGUCUGCGGCAGCAGGUGUCGUGAUCUUGUUGGCCUACCAGUUCUACCUUAGCGCCCUCGGCGGCAGCGACUUCAUCCUGCACGCGCCACGCGUGGGGCUCUUCUCGGCCAACCGGGAGGGCGUGCUGAGUUGCGCCGGCUUCCUCGGCAUCCACUGGCUCGCCGUGGCCCUGGGCGCGCUCAUCCGCCACAGGGCCUAUCAGGCCGCCUCGCGAAAGCUGGCGCUGCUGGCCGCAGCGGCAGGCGGGCUCGCAGUCACCUGGUGCCUAGAGGCGCUGGGAGUGGCAGUUUCGCGGCGCAUGUGCAACCUGCCCUACUGCGUGCUCACCCUCGCCGUCAACGCGCUGGUGUUGGGCGGGCUGGCCGCGGUGGACCUUCUCUGGCCCGGCUCCCGGCCCAAGAUGCCGUCGGUCUAUACUGGCGUGCAGGAUUCCAUGCUGGUCACCUUCCUGGCCGCGAACUUGUGCACGGGGGUGGUGAACUUGCAGAUCCAGCCGCUGCUGGUUCCCUGCUACGCGGCCAUGGUCAUUAUGAUCUGCUACCUGACAGUGUGGGCGCUGCCCAUCUGCCUCCUGAGCAGUUGGGGAAUAGCCCCGAAGCUGUGGUGA
This is a messenger RNA of Prorocentrum cordatum, 1512 nucleotides long. The record is from the annotation of a GenBank genome assembly. NCBI's taxonomy places the organism in Eukaryota, Dinophyceae, Prorocentrales, Prorocentraceae.